AUGUCCAUGCAGCAAGACUCGACGGCAGCCUGUACCCUUACGACAGUGACUACUAAUGAAAGCCAAGAUUCCCAGCCCACGCCGCCACGCGAAGCUGAUGAGCGCGGUCAGUCAGGCGUUGUGCCUGAAACUCUCGAUCCACUCAAUACGGGAAGCAUUACUGAUUGCAUCGUCGAUGAUGCACAUUUGCCGUCUCGUCAGGAGCACAUACCCAUCACAGUUCCAGGGUCCGUGGUCAGCCACAUCGCUAGCAUUCGUGCCCGCAAGAGCGUCAAUGCCAUGGACCGACGGCUACGUUAUUUUUAUUUUGGUCCGGUCACGAAUUCGGCUGUUCUCCUGUCGCAAGACGAGCUUGACAUUGAGUGCCCAAGUACAGAUGGGCCAGAUGGCCGCAGGGCACGGGCUCUCAUUCGUUCUGUCUCACAUGAAACCCACGAUUAUCUUAUGACACUUUACUGGAGCAGCUUCAAUCAAGUCCUUCCCGUGAUAAACCGCAAAGCUUACGAGGAUGACUUCACUUCGAGAAGCGUGGGAUACUAUUCCAACCUGCUGCAUUUGUGCCAACUUGCCAUGGGCUUUCGAUUCUCAGACAAGACUCGACAGGACAUGAAGGCGUUAGCACGCGGUUCGUUUGAGAGCAUAUUCCACCAAGAGGCAAAAUAUAUGAUCGAUACGGAGAUCGAGCAACCUAGAGGGUUGCCCACCAUCUCCGCACUCUUGCUCAUGGGAGACCUAGAGUGUGGAGUGGGCCGAGACAAUGUUGGCUGGAUGAUGCAUGCAAUGGCAAUACGAAUUGCCUUGGACUUGCGCCUGAACCUCGCGCCAUCCCAUUGCGAGACCCAGUUGAAUCAGGAGGCUUGGCUGGGAAGACAGACGUUGUGGGCCUGCACUGUUUACGAUUGCUACUGGGCACUUUUUGGCCAACGUCCAACGACAAUCAAAGUGGAGGAAAUUGAAGUUGAUCUUUGCACACCGAACCAAGACGGCGCCGACGCUUUUGACCCCAGCAAGGGUGAAGCAUUUUCAGCGGGUAGAGUUUAUGGAGCUUUGCUAGAACUAAUGUCUAUUGCCGGGCGAAUCUACAGCGAUCCUGAAACACUGAGAACGCCUCGCAUCAGCGAGCUACACAAGACCUCUUUGAAGAGGGAACUCCAGUGCUGGUAUGCUCAGCUGGAUGGUAGCCUCACCUUGACACCAGAGAACAUCAGAGAAGCAUCCCCGGACAUGUUUCUUCUACACCAACAAUAUCACUCUAUGUUGAUCCUCUUGCAUUGGCCGUUGGUGGAAAGCCCUGGAGUCGGUGGAAUAACGAACUACUUCGACAUGACACAGCAGCGGCAACGCGAAGUCAUGAAUGCGCUGCACAUCUGCCGCAAGUCCGCUGUGGCAGUCACGCGCAUCUACCAGGAAUAUAUGAAAAGGUUCGAUCCUACAAAGCUUUUCAUUACUUGCGUACAGCAUAUUGUAACUGCUGCAUCCGCACUGAUCGCAUCCUGUCAGAUAGGCGGCGUCUCAUCAGACACCUGCAUCCAGCAGCUCCGCAUUCUCUCCACAGUCAUCACUGCUGCCGCGACCACGUACAAACCAGCUGGUAUCAUACGUACUCUACUCGAAGAAGCUCUCACAGAGCUCAGUCUCGACUUGCCAUAUCGUCUUGGCUCGAGCUCAUCCGCACCACUCGACACUCUGGUCAACCUGAACGGUGAUACUUUCGAAUGGAAUCUGGCACACUUCGUCAACGAUACAUGCACCGAGCCAGAAGAAUCCUGGGUAUCCUGUCUGUUGCACAACUCGGGACGCGCUGAACAAUUCGCAUACAGCUGA
Molecule: messenger RNA, 1824 nt
Organism: Cercospora beticola
Lineage: Eukaryota; Fungi; Ascomycota; Dothideomycetes; Mycosphaerellales; Mycosphaerellaceae
Product: fungal specific transcription factor domain-containing protein
Biological process (GO): DNA-templated transcription
Molecular function (GO): DNA binding; zinc ion binding
Source: RefSeq, a predicted model, not a curated record